AUGAAUACCUCCAGUCUUUCUAUUGUUGAAAUGUUGCCCUCUCCAGCUUGCAGUGAGUCUGUUCAUGUUAUGUCGUCACGACAGACCACCCCCUCAGGUUCAGCUUAUCGCCCGCGUAAGCCGCAGCGCAUCCUUGCGUGUGUGCUUUGCCAGCAACGCAAAGUCAAAUGCGACCGAAAGUUCCCUUGUAACCAUUGUGUAAAAGCAAAGGUUCAAUGCGUGCCCGCUCGACAGAUGCCGAGGCGGAGGCGGCGGCCGACUGAGCAGGAGUUGGUGGAGAGGCUCAGACAGUAUGAGGACUUGCUGAGAAGAAACAAUGUCCCAAUUGAGGCUACUGACGACAUGGAAGCUGAAGAGACGUCUGGGUACGCUGACGGUCAAAGCUCGAAGUCCAUAGGCCAGGCGUAUCUUGGCACUAGAGAAGACGUAGGUGGGGGACAGCCAGCAGGAGCCGGGAACAUCAAGAGCAAAGAUCAGACCUUGGGCGAGGUCAAGAAUUUCUGGGACGCAAUGCAUCAGAGAUCCCCAGAUGAUGCUCGAGGCGAUACAGAGGAAGCCAAGAUUGACAACAAUUUCGGCAAUUCUACAUUCGAUGACCUCUCCGAGCCGGUCAUCGUCAAAGUCUGGGGUCGUGUGUACGAGGGCGAUCAUAACCACAUCUUUGGACCCUCCAAGAUCAACGGACCUAUCUCAUCUUUACAUCCUUCGCACGUUCAUAUCUUCAGACUCUGGCAGAUUUACUCGGAUAACAUCAAUCCACUGCUCAAAGUCACACACGCGCCGACGCUCCAAGCACGUAUCCUUGAUGCAGCCGUUGAUGUGACAGGUAUCAGCCGUGAGCUCGAAGCGCUGAUGUUCAGUAUCUAUUGUGUUGCUCUUAUUAGCAUCGAGGAAGAAGCAUGCCGCAAAACGUUUGGCGAGCCGAAAGCAAAGCUUCUCAAGAAAUAUCAAGCCGCUUGUCACCAGGCCCUCAUCAAUUGUGGAUUUCUCAGAUCUCGAGAACGCGACUGUUUGACCGCCUUCUUUCUCUACUUGGUCUCUCUCAGACCCGACACCCAUCCACAUUCCCUAUCACCGAUGUUUGCCAUCGCCUUCCGCAUCGCCUACCGCAUGAACAUUGCUAACGAGUCUGCUAACGCUAAACACGGAGUCUUUGAGGCUGAGAUGCGUCGUCGACUGUGGUGGGCACUGAUCUUGUACGACAGUCGCAUAUCAGAGAUGAGUGACUACAAAACUACUCAACUGAUCCCGACCUGGGACUGCAAGAUACCCGCCAAUGUCAAUGAUUUCGAUGUAAGACCGGAGAUCAGUACGAGGCCGUUGGAUCAAGAGGCAUCCACCGAAGCUCUUUUUGCGGUUGUGCGUGGUGCCAUAGGGGACUUUAUACGGCACAACGCCCUACAUUUGGACUUUAUCAACCCGAUGCUAAAGCACGUUGCUAAAGCGACCCAGCAUCUUUUCGACCCCUACGAUGACAAUCUGCAUGGCCUCGAAAGCAUCAUCGAAAGCCGGCACCUCAAGCACUGCACGUUCGAAAACCCGCUACACUACAUUACAAUAUGGUGGGCGCGCUACUACCUCGCCAAAUACCGCUUCCUCCUUCACUGUUCCCAGCACUCACGUUCACCCGCGGACCAAACUCUCGAACAGCGCGACGCGAUUCUUUCACAUGCGCUUCGCAUGCUCGAGUGCGACACUGCCCUCAUGUCGUCGCCUCUUACAAAGGGCUACCGUUGGCUAAUCCAGUUCCACUUCCCUUUUCCGGCCUACGUGCGCAUUGUGCAGGAUCUCCGCCUCCGUCCUGUAGGCGCUCAUGCCGACAAAGCAUGGGAGUCGAUGAAUGCCAACUAUGCUGUCCGCUUCAUAGACAUGGAGCCCAGUGCAAACCUCUUAUUUAAGAUGUUUGCGUCGACUGUGUUGCAAGCCUGGACCGCAAGACAUGCUGCCAUGUUUGGAGAGGGAUUGGGAGAAGGACCGGAGCGGAUGAUAGGGGAUAUUAAGAAGAAGCUAGGGCAGCCAUCACCUCUAGUGCCUACUGCCGACGAUGCUGUGAUUCCCAUACAAGGCCAUAUGGUCAUGCUUCCGCCCUCGGAUAUACAUAUACCUGCCGUGACUGGGCUCGAUUCAGGCAACUAUUUCCAAGAUCCAAGUCUUGCUGAGCUGAACACUGAAUUAUUCGACAUGGAUUGGAGUAACAUUGAUUGGACUAUGAUGUCCGGGCUGGGUUAG
Molecule: messenger RNA, 2229 nt
Organism: Ascochyta rabiei
Lineage: Eukaryota; Fungi; Ascomycota; Dothideomycetes; Pleosporales; Didymellaceae
Exons: 2
Coding region: 1-2229 (742 amino acids)
Biological process (GO): DNA-templated transcription; regulation of DNA-templated transcription
Molecular function (GO): DNA binding; zinc ion binding; DNA-binding transcription factor activity, RNA polymerase II-specific
Source: RefSeq, a predicted model, not a curated record